UGUCCCCUCACCUGCAGGCUGUGUGUCCCCUCACCUGCAGACUGUGUGUCCCCUCACCUGCAGCCUGUGUGUCCCCUCACCUGCAGCCUGUGUGUCCCCUCACCUGCAGGCUCUGCACCAUGUCUAUCGACUUUGACAGUGCCGCUCUGCAGACCCAGCAUGAGGAGGAGGAGUACGACCAGGAGGACUAUGCCAGAGAGCAGGAGCUGCACAAACUGCUCACAGACCUGCCUGAUGACAUGCUGGAGGACAGCAGAGACUCCACCCCAGAGCUUGAGUACUCUACCUGCAGCAAUAAAAACACCAGGAACAGCCCACAAUCAGCAUGGACUCAGCAAUGGUCAAAUCCUCCAAAGCCAAUCUCUCAUGAGCAGAACUAUGACGGCAACUAUGAUCUGGGCUCUCAUGACCAGUACACUUACGAGGAUGUUGCUGAUCAGAUUAAUGGACAGCAGAGGCCACCUCUGCCUCCCACCUGGAACCAGCAGUCAGGGGAUCACCAGUUCCCCCAAGGAGAUUAUACGUACACAAGCAUGGGCACAGAUAAAUCUAUAGAGACCAAUGACUUCUCCACAGAGUAUGAGUCUAAACAAUAUUCUCAAGAAUCUAAUAACCACGUGGAAUGUAACGGAGACGGAGGAUACAGGGACGUGCAAAACCUUGGGGACCAAAAUACCAGAAACCAAUUUCAGCCUGGAGCUGGAGACAAUGUUGCCAAUCAGUACAAGGCCAGUUACAAUCCUCACCAUCCUGCCCACCAGCCAAAGAUGUUUAACCCACAGCUCGCUCGCCAAGGCGCUCAGUUUGACCUUCUGCAGAGAGAAUUCCUCGACUCGACACAACAAACUUCUGACCGGGAGCAACUCGCUCAGCUGCAGAUUUUAAACAAAGCUCAGCAGAGACAAAUUGAAGACUUGGAGCAAAAACUGGAAGAUUCAAGGCGUAAUAUGAGAUACAUCGAGCAUCAAUUUGCAAUUGUCAAAGAUGAAAAGGAUGGCUUUGCAAUAAGUCUCAAGGAAUCAAGUCGAUUGGUUGAAGAGGUAAAGGAGCAAGAGGUGCAGAUGAAAAAUAGAGUGAAGGCUAUGGAGCAGCAAAUACAGGUCCUUACUGAGAGAGACCAUGAGAACCUGAGGAAGCAGCGGGUGGCGGACGCUGCAGUGGACAGCAUGAAGCAGCAGAUGUUGGAGCUUUGUCGUUCCGACAACCUGUCCAGAGUGCGAGAGCAGCACGACCGGGACCUCACCAUCAUCCGAGAACAGCAAGACGUUGCACUGUUAACCCUGAAGCAGAAGAUCGACUCUUCCUCUCAGGCUCUGCAUGAACAGACUGAUUUCAGUCAGAGGUUACGAGAGCAGGUGAAGCAGCUGGAGUGCCAGAGAGAGGAGGAGCAGCUUGAGAGGGCAAGAGUCAUCAACGGCCUCACUCAGCGACUGGAGGAGAGUCAGCAUCAAUGUGCUAAGCUACUGCAGACAACCUCAGUGCAGGAGAUGAGUCAGGUGCAAAUUAAACUUCAACAGACUCAAUCAGCCAAGGCUCUGACUGAAAACAUGAACAAAGCUUUGCAGGAGGACCUGGCUGAUUUGAAGGAGCAGAUCACUAUGUAUGAAUCUGCUGUGAAACAUGGCGUUAUUGCAUUAGAUCUGAACAGUGACUGGGAUCAUCAGCUGUCUGAUUCCUGUGUGGAUUUAGGAUUAAAGAAAAUGAGCAGGAAAAAUGGCAUCCUCCAAAGCCCGGCCUUGGCUCAUCUGUCAGACUCCAAGCUGCCCAAGGACGAGGCUUCGCGGCAGCUGCGUGUGGAGAUGCAGCGCUGUCUGAGUAGUCUGAAAGGGAAGCGGCAGAAAAUCUCUCAGCUGCAGGAGGAGCUUCAGCACUGUCGGAGCCAAGUAAAUGAACUCAGCAGUCAGUUAGAAGAAGCCAAGCUGAGCUCUUCGGUCAGAGAGAAAAGUCAGAUGAAACAUCUCGACAUGACUGGGGAGUCUCACAAAGAGUUUGUGAAACUAGAGGAAGAUAAGAAACACUUGCAGGAACAAGUGGAGGUGCUAGAGAAAAAGAAUCAAGAGCUGAAACAGAGUGAGGAGAAGGUGAGGUCUGCCAACGCGGAGCUGUGCUCGAAGAUGAGGGAGAUGAUCCAGGAGCUGGACCAAGAAAAGCAGGAGGCUGCUCAGAGAUCUGAACGGAUUCAUCAGCAGUACAGGGAUGACGUAGUGACCAGGGUCCAAACCGAGCUCAUGCUGGAACAUGAUGCUCAGGUUGAACAGCUGACUGCACAACACCUGCAGCAGAUCCAACAGUUACAGACCCAUCUAUCUGAGGCCAAUGAUAAGAUGUUGGCUGUACAAGAAUGUUAUAUAUCUGUCUGCAAAGAGAAAGACAUGGUCGAAGAAAGAAUACACAACAGGGAGAAGGAGGAGGCUGUGAUCAGAAAUAUUGAGCAAAAAAUGAGAGAGGAGAGUGUUACAGCUGUGGAGAAGCUUAGGGUGGAGCUGGAUGCUCAGCAUCAGGCCUCAGUAAACCAACUGAAAGCUCUCUGGUCCAAACAGAAGGAGGCUGAGAUCCAGCAGCAGGUGAACUCUCAUGUAGCCUCAGCCAAGGCCGUAUGUAGGGAGGAAGUGGAAAAAAUGGAGGAGGAAAGGAGGGAGAAGCACAGAAAGACUGCUGAGGUUACCUGUCAAACAGAGGAGGUCGAGGGCAUCAGUGAGACGACUACUCCUGAGGAGUUGGACUCCAGGCUCAGCGCCCUGAAACAACAGCUGCAACUGGAGGCUGACAAAGUCAAACGUAAGGCUGUGGAGGAGGCCAGGAAACAAGUCCAGAGAGAGCUUCAGGAGAAUCAUCUGGAGGACAUGGCUAAGCAGGUUGAAGGUGCAGUGACCAGGGCCUACAAUCGCUGGGUCGAGGAUUUGACUUCAUUACCAGAAUAUCAAGCCUCUCUCCAAACAGAGAAAGAGAAAUGGGAAGAACUGCAAGAAAAACACACUGAACAACAAGUGUCCCAAGCUCUGAGGGUGGCAGAGGAGCAUUGGCAUAAGAAACACACGAACCAGCAGGAGGAGCAGAGCUCUGGAGCGCAGAGGCUGGAGGAGCUACAGGAGGAGGUGCUGACACUGCAGUGCCAGGUGGAGCAAGUGAGGAGAGCACAAGCUGCCCUGCUGAAGGCCGAGCUGGCCGGAGCUAGAGCGGUCUGGAACAGAGACAAACAGCAGGAGAUCUCCGCCAUUCAGUUCCGCAGUGAGCAGGUGUAUCACACCAAGCUGCAAGAGCAGCACAAGAAGCUGGAGCAAGCCAGAGAGGACGCUGAGCUCCAGAAGAGGGAGCUGCUCCUGCAGAUGGAGGCCAAGCUUCAGGAGACUCUGAGUGUCCGAGAAGAGGAGUGGAGAUGUCAGCACGCUGAGAGUGAGCUGACUCAGAGACAGCAGAUGAGGGAGGAGGUGUUGGCAGAGCUUCAAUCUGGAAUGGCACAUGUCCAGGCACAACUUCUUGGAGAUCCCAAAACUGAUCAGCAGGGCACUGACAACACCAGGAGGACCAGCGAGGCUGCAGCAGAGACAACAAUAACACAGGUCCUCCAAACAUCCUGCAAAGACGUGGUCAGCAGGGCAAUAUCCCAGAGCAAGAAGGAGUGGAAGAAAAUCAGUGAGGAGAGACUCAUCCGUGUGUUAAAAGAAACACAGAAACAACAUGAACAAGAAAUGGACAAAAUGCUGAGCUCUUUGUCGCAGAGGAAGGAGUCGGCUCGUUGCAGGAAGGAAUGCUCUGAGACUUCAAGUAAACUGCAGAAGAAAAACCAGGAGCUCCAGAGACACUUGGAGAAAACCUGCCGUCAACUCCAGCUCAGUGUUCGAGGACACAAAACCACAGUGCAGCGCCUCAAAGACGAGCAUGAGCACAGCUUACAAAAGGCGAAGGAGGAACAUCUGCAGCAGCUGGAGGAAGUGAAGAAAGCCAAAGAAUUGUCAGGGAGUUCUGAUCUUCAGCAAGGCCUGGAUGAGAUGAAGCAGCAAUAUUUGAUGACUGUAGAAAAGAUCAGAGAGGACAUGCUGCGUUACCUCCAGGAGAGUCGGGAGCGAGCAGCAGAGAUGAUCCGCAUGGAGGUGCAGAGGGAGCGACAGGACACGGCCAGAAAGAUGCGGCUUUAUUAUCUGACCUGUCUGCAGGAGCUACUGGAGGAUGGAGGAAAAACCACAGGGCAAGACGCCAUACUUGUUUGUUAAAGUUUGUGUGCUUGCUUCAUCGUGGCUCCUCAGGCUAAUUGUAUCGAUCCUCUCCUGUUCUGCAGAGCUGAAAAGAAAAUAAUGAAUGCAGCAAGCAAGCUGGCGGCCAUGGCUAAAGUGCUGGAGACGCCUGUCCGAGGUAAAUCUGGAAAGACCUACAGUUUACCAAAUUGCCCUCCAGUUAGAAACGCAGCUUUCAACAUGAACCCGUCGACCCUACCCGAGCUUUCUGACAUCAGAGCAGAGGAGAGAAGAGAAAAAACGUCAGCUGACCCAGAGCAGAAAGCAGCUGCUGCCGACAGGACUAAACCUUCCAGCCACCAGGACAGUUCCUCUUGUGGGAAGGAGGACGCCCCAGAGGACGCAGCCACGAAACCCCAAACCUCUGCUCGCACGAACCCUCUCUCCCACAAAACGUCCAAACAGACGACCUCUUCUCAUCCCAGGGCGCCUCCAUCCCAGGUGAACUCAGUCGGUGCGUCUGCGAGGAGCAAGAGCAGGGAGCUGUACCUGCAGGGAGCCGACCACCACCCGGACUCCGAGCAACAGAGCAAAGCUUUUCUCGUCCAUGAGGCUCCUGUGAGAGGUGAGAAACACACGGACUGGAGCAUGACCAGCAGCGACUCAGACAGAAGCUUCCCAGUUCCCCGACUCUCUUUCUCAGGGAGGCAAGUGGAACCGGUGAAGCCGUUUUCUGUCUCUGUGACAUCGGCCAGCGACUUUAAAGCGUUCAGUGGUCUCUCCCCGGAUGCGUCCGACCUGACAGUUUAUAAUGAAAUCGCCAAGAAGAUGCCUCAAACCCAGACUUUAAACUUUCCCAGUGUGAAGACAAGUACCCACAGAGAGCCAACCCCCGGCUCUGAGGCUGAGCAGCAGCAAAGAGGAGCUUCCAGGCCUCUGUUCUCCGAGCUGAGGCAGCGGCAGCAGGACAGCGGCUUUGAAAGUCCCUUAUACCAACAAAAAUACAAAGUGGCAGAUAUGAGGGGAAAUAUUAAGUAGUCAAAACUGACUGGAUGAUUUCACUUACAUAACCAAAUAGUGCCUUCAAUGCAGUGUACACAGUUUACAUGAGUGUAGAACCUUUGUCUUUUAAGUUGAUUGCAGCGUUUUAUAUGUCUGUGUUGUGUUAAGAUCGUUAAAGGAAUAGUUUGACAUAUUGGCGAGCACAUUUAAUCACUUGUUGCGUUCGAUGAGAAGGUUGAUACUAGCAUGUUUGUAAGCUAAACAUGAAGCUACAGUGAGCAGCUGGUUAACUUGGUUUAAAGACUGGAAACUGUUAACAAAAGGUAACAGAAGCCACCCGUAUAUUUUAACUGCUGGUCCUAAAUAAGAAAUAAAUUUAAUUUACUAUUUAUUGACUGAGAUUAAAAUAAGAUUCAAUGAGAAAGAUGCAGAUGAGCAGAUGGGUGUUCACUUUGUGAGUCCCCCCUGGUUUCAUUUCAUUAGUGCUUUUUUUUUUAUUGCUAAUAUUCAACAUUCAACUGUUGACAAGAGACAAACAUGCAUAUUUGUCCAUAAUGUCAAACUAUUUCUUUCAAUGUAAAAGAACCAGAGUUUCUCUCUGCUUUGUACGAUCUGUCACCUCAGGCAACACUCCAAAAACGUUUCUCUUUUUCUCUCUCUCCAUCACAUUUCAGUCCCGUUUUAAAUAAAGCGCAGCUGCAGGUCUGUCCUGAAACACUGCCAACACCGUGCUGCUCUUCACAUCCUCAGCAGGAGCAGCAGAAACUGUGAGAUUAUUUAGUGCUCAGUGUCUUUCUGUUGGCCCGAGAGAUUUGAUAAACACAGCCGUGAUAAGUUAGUAAAUUAGUUAUGAAUAUCAGUGUUACCUGAUGGAGGUUAAUGUCCAUGAGUGUUCAGGUGUUUCUUUCCUGAUAUAGCUGAUACGUACAUCAGGGGUUUGUCCACUUUGAAAAGAAUGUCUUCAGGUCUAAAGUCGCAGCUCUGCCCUCAGCAUGAAUUGGAACCUGUGACACCUUGCAUGAGGUGCUGGCAGUUCGCCUCCAUAAACCCACCGAGUGUUAGAUAAAGUCAACGUCUACUCAGAGCUUAUGUCACAGUUUUUUCAAUCUUUCUCCCAGACUUAGAUUUUAGUUUGUUUUAG
Molecule: messenger RNA, 6315 nt
Organism: Limanda limanda (common dab)
Lineage: Eukaryota; Metazoa; Chordata; Actinopteri; Pleuronectiformes; Pleuronectidae
Gene: cep152
Product: centrosomal protein 152
Exons: 26
Biological process (GO): centriole replication
Cellular component (GO): centrosome
Source: RefSeq, a predicted model, not a curated record